GGGGAAGCGAAGCCUCCUAGAAGCCGGGAGCCGCGGCCGCCCUCCCGUCGCCAUGCCGAGCCCCCGGAGCAGCCGCGAGCGCCGCGCCGGCAGCGGCGGCAGCGGCCGCCUGGAGUUCCUGUCCCUGGUCAGCCAGCGCAGCCCCGGCGCCCCGGACAGCCCGUCACGCCGCAAGGAGUCGGGCAGCUCCGCCACGCCGCCGCUGCCCGAGGAGGACUGCAUGAAGCUGAACCCUUCCUUCCUGGGCAUCGCCCUCAGCUCCCUGCUCGCCAUCGACCUCUGGGCCUCCAAGCGCCUGGGCAUCUGCGCCAGAGAGGGCUCGGCUUGGGGCAGCGCGCGGCCCCUCAUGAAGGUCAUCGAGGUUUCUGGGCACGGCGUCCCUUGGCUGCUCGGCACCUUCUACGGGCUCUGCCAGAGCGACAGCUCAGCAGCCAGAGAAGUGCUGCUCAACCUGCUCUUCGCGUUGCUGCUGGACCUGGUGCUGGUGGCAGCGGUGAAGGGGCUGGUGAGGCGGCGGCGGCCCACCCACAACAAGAUGGACAUGUUCUUCACCGUCUCGGUGGACAAGUACUCCUUCCCAUCCGGCCACGCCACCAGGGCCGCCCUGGUCUGCCGCUUCGUCCUGCGGCACCUGGUGCUCGCCGUGCCGCUGCGCAUCCUCGUGGUGCUCUGGGCCCUCAUUGUCAGCCUCUCCCGGGUGAUGCUGGGCAGGCACAACAUGACGGAUGUGCUGUGUGGCUUGGUGCUGGGCUACGCGCUGUACGGCGUGGUGGAGUGCUGCUGGCUGUCCCCGCUCAGUGCGCCCGCCCUCUUUGCACUCUGGGGGCAUUGAUGGCUGGGCCUUUCCCCCGUGGAGGGACCCGUGCUGGGCUUCCUGAGCGCACACAGGGACUUGGACUCGCAUCCCAGACCCCAUCUGUCCAGCCAAGACGUCAACACUGGCGGUGCUGCAGGCUCCUGGGCCCGCACAAGACAUUUGGUGCUGUCUCGCCCUUCCAACGGGCCCGUCGGGCAGGGUGUGCACUGGCCAAGAAGCUGCACUGACUGUUCUCCCAUGAAGGAAACCAGUCCCUGCAGAGCCAAGGAAGGGCUCGGCACACUCAUCCGGCAGCUGACUGCUACUACUGUGAAUCUGCAUGCUCUUGCUGGGUGCCUGCUGCACUAGCCUAUGGUGUAUGCGGUAGCUAUGGCUUUGCAGAUAUUCUCCUGUGAUCUCCCCUGUUUCUGUGUGCUUUAAAUACACUGGUCGUGUUG
Molecule: messenger RNA, 1254 nt
Organism: Colius striatus (speckled mousebird)
Lineage: Eukaryota; Metazoa; Chordata; Aves; Coliiformes; Coliidae
Gene: PLPP6
Product: phospholipid phosphatase 6
Exons: 3
Coding region: 53-832 (259 amino acids)
Molecular function (GO): sphingosine-1-phosphate phosphatase activity
Source: RefSeq, a predicted model, not a curated record